Messenger RNA from Grus americana (Whooping crane), 1674 nucleotides. It is a transcript of the gene GPKOW, whose product is annotated as G-patch domain and KOW motifs. The record is from RefSeq and is a predicted model, not a curated record. Gene Ontology annotation, molecular function: nucleic acid binding. Lineage: Eukaryota; Metazoa; Chordata; Aves; Gruiformes; Gruidae. Gene Ontology annotation, cellular component: spliceosomal complex. Gene Ontology annotation, biological process: mRNA splicing, via spliceosome.
AUGGGAGAAGCGGUGAAGCGCGGCGGUGAGCGAGGAGAGCGGCGGGCGCAGCGCGCAUGCGCAAGGACGGGAAGCCCUGAGUGCCCCGCGGCGGGGAAGAUGGCGGCGAGCAGCGGAGCUGAGGCCGGUAACGCGGCUACGACCGCACCACCGGGACCGGUAUCGUUCGGGUUCAGCCGAAAGGCGGAGAGGCGGCGGGUGCUGGUUGCCGGACCGUGCGCGGAGCCCAGCGGGGGCACCGGCGACACCGAUUUCCUCACGGCGGUAGAGGACCGGGAGCUGCUGAGCGCCCGCCCGGCCCCGCCCCCUCAGCAGGACCUGAUCAUCCCGCUGAUCCCUUCCCACCGCUGGAGGAACCCCGAACCCCCGCGCUCAGGCUUAGACCACGCCCCUUCCGCAAGCCCCGCCCACGGUGACCACACCCCCGCCUCAAGCUCCGCCCCCUCGGGGAUUCCCCCCCUCCCUUCCCAGACCGAAGACCCCAGCUCCGCAGUGGAAGCCCAAGCGGUUCGGGAGCUGCUGCAGGAGGCGCGGCAGAACCGGGAGCCGGCGAAGGGAACCCCCCCCCCCGCCAUCGCCAUCCCCCUCCGCCCGCAGGACCGGGAUGUCCCCCCGCGCCCGCAGCCCGGUCCCCAGGACUACGAGGCGGUGCCGGUGGAGGCCUUCGGGCUGGCCAUGCUGCGGGGCAUGGGCUGGAGCCAGGGCGAAGGCAUCGGGCGCACCUUCAAACGGGUGGUGAAGCCGCUGGAGCACCGGCUGCGCCCCCGCGGGUUGGGGUUAGGGGCCGAACCGGCCCCCCCCGGCCCCCCCAAACCCGGGCAACCCCCCCGGGGGGGCGAGGAACCCGGUGGCGGGGGGCUGGCGGUGGGGGCCGUCGUCCGGAUCGAAACCGGACCCCACCGGGACAUGUACGGGAAGGUGGAGGGGCUGGACCCCGAGACCGCCCGGGUGACAGUGCGCCUGACGCUGGGGGGGCAGGCGGUGACCGUCAGCCAGUACAGCCUGCGGCCGGGCACCCCCCCGGGCAGCGCUCACCCCAGCAGGAACCCCAAGGUGAAGGGAACCGAGGCGGCUCCGGAUGUCGGGGGACCCCCCCAGCAGGGGGGGGGGGGCAAGAGGAAGCAGCCCCCCGAAACAGAGAGGGUGACGAAGCAGAUUCGGGGGGCCCCCCCCGGCCCCCCCCACUGGCUGCGGAGGGAUCUGCGGGUGCGCUGCGUGGACAGGGGGUUCCAGGCCGGCCGCUACUACAACUGCAAGAUGGUGGUGGAGGACAUGGUCUCCCCGGAUACCUGCGUUUGCCGGACGGACGAGGGGCGUCUGGUGGAGGGCCUGAGGGAAGCCAUGUUGGAGACCGUCAUCCCCCGAGGAGAAGCCGAUCGCGUCAUGGUGGUGCUGGGGGAGCACGCCGGGAGGGUGGGCCGGAUCCUGGAGCGGGAGCCGGGCCGGAGCCGGGCGCUGGUGCAGCUGGAGCGGGACGAGGCCGGGCGGGUGGUGACGCUGGACUACGACGCCAUCUGCCAUUACCUGGGGGGGCACGACGACGAUUGAGGACACACCCCCCCCCCCCGCACCCCAAAACCUGCCUGCCAGUUUCCAACAUGGCGGCCUGAAACCACCUGCCAGCUUCCAACAUGGCUGCUGCGGCCUCGGGAGAAUAAAUGGUGCCGAAUUGAC